Messenger RNA from Melampsora larici-populina 98AG31, 1461 nucleotides. RefSeq lists its product as uncharacterized. The record is from RefSeq and is a predicted model, not a curated record. The transcript is spliced from 3 exons. Bases 283 to 1152 code for a protein of 289 amino acids. Lineage: Eukaryota; Fungi; Basidiomycota; Pucciniomycetes; Pucciniales; Melampsoraceae.
AAUAAAAGUUGGAUUAUACAUUUCCUAAAGCAUUAUAUACUCACUUCUUCUUAAUGCAAUCCUGGUUGUGACCAAUCGCUUCGCUCUCUUCAUAUCAUUCUUUUAGUCACUCGCUACCAUUUGCCUUUUAACUUACUACCCUUGAAUACCUGAUUUACCAAUUAGUGCUUUCCUAUAGUCAGGAUCAUACGUAUCCUGAUUAUUGUUCAUUUCACCCUACCGCUAUAUCAUUCUGUUCAAUUAGUUUACCUUUCAGUGCAUCCUUUGGGAUUUACUUCACAGAUGCCUUCUGUUCUCAAGACCAAAUCAUCCUUCAUUUCGAUUGCACAAGAAAAAGAUAACUUGAUGCCACUCUCUCCUGGUGCUGAAUACGGUUGCCUUCCAAGGCAAGGGCUCAAACAAGCAGUUUCUGCAAGAGAAUUAAAAACUCGCGCAAGUUCAUGUCAAAUCAAUAGUACUUGGCGUUCCGAUGGACAACCACCUAACUUUGACAGACGUAACCCAAGCACCGGUGUUAAAUCAGGAAAAUCAUUUGGCACCUUGAAUUCUCUUGUGAGCUGGUUACGAGACUCAAAGAAAUCGAACAUCAAAUCGUCAAAAAGUAUCUUUGAAUUGAACACCGUAAGACGUUCGACUGAAGACAUGAGUACUACAAACAGAAGAAGGUCCGAAACGGUUCAUAUGAUGAAAUCAUCCACCGUUGGUGCCAAGAACCGUCUUUCUCGUUCUCAUCCACUCAAUGCCGGUUUUUGCUCCAAUGAAACUUCUCUUCUGGACGAUGAAGAAAUCAAAUCAUCGCCUUUGAUCAUGAACACUCAGCAAAGAAUUAUUUCUACACGUGAUGAAGUGCCCAAAAGUGAACCUUCAGUUAAUCGACUUGAAUCGGAAAUCCCAACACGUUAUUCACUCGAAGUUUAUGAAGAAGAAGAUGGAGAUGAUCAUUCAUCUUUUCAUACUGUAGAUGGAAGAGAUGAAGAAACUCAUGAUAAAGAUGGGUUUUGUUUACCUAAAUGGCCUGGUGCUUCACACCAUUGGUCUACUGCUUCUCAUCCUUCUGAGAGGUUUGGUCAAUGGUCUGUGACCGUGGGCAAAGAUGAAGUUUUAUUACCUGUUGAAGGACUUGGGGAUGGUCAAGUUGAUCCAAGUACAUAGACGCGACCUUCGAGCAAUGUAGCACUUUUUUGAUUGAUAGAAGAUCGGAUCUGUGUCUUAUGCUUACCUAUCUUUUUGUUUUUGACGAGCCAUGUUAUGUAAUUCUAGUAUCACUCAUUUAACAAACACAACGGCUUACAAGAUUUUUUUUUCUAUUUAUGAUACCUCAGUGUACUGUCCUUAUCUUUCUAUAUUUCCUGACCUCCACCUGAUCAUGUCGAUUAAACGGUGAAAAAUUACUCCUACAAUAUUUCCAAGCAAACUGAAUCUUUUUCGUGGGAUAAUCGAAAUGGCCAUUUUUGCAUCUUU